Acyrthosiphon pisum (pea aphid) is the source of this 981-nucleotide messenger RNA. Its product is annotated as lon protease-like. Gene Ontology annotation, molecular function: ATP hydrolysis activity; ATP-dependent peptidase activity; serine-type endopeptidase activity. The coding region runs from base 1 to 981 and encodes 326 amino acids. The transcript has 6 exons. Lineage: Eukaryota; Metazoa; Arthropoda; Insecta; Hemiptera; Aphididae. The record is from RefSeq and is a predicted model, not a curated record. Gene Ontology annotation, biological process: protein catabolic process.
AUGUUAUUUGAUAAGACUCCCUUGUAUCAAUCAGUAGAUAUUUUACUGAAAACUUUUGUACGUUUAACUCCAGCUGAUGCCUAUGAAAUUCUUAGAGCUACAAGCUUAAACAAUCUAUUGAGAUUUGUUAUAAAUUGGUUAAAGCGAGAAACAAUUAAUGAGGACAAAUGUUCAAAAUCUGAAAAAACCGGUUUAGCUCCAGUCCCUUCGACACUUCUUAAUGGUAAUGGUGUGAAAAGAAGUAUUUUUCUCAAGAAACCAAUUUCACAAGAAUUAAAUCAAAUACAAUUAGCCAUUAAAGAUUCUGGAAUGCCGACAUCAAUACAUAAAAUGAUUAUGAAUGAAUUUAAAAGACUUUGUGUUAUGAGUACUAGCAAUUCUGAUUAUUCUGUAUCUAUAGAUUAUAUCAGUUAUGUUGCCAAUUUACCAUGGAACAAACGUACAAAUGAAACUUUAGAUCUGGAAAAAGCUAAAAGUGUAUUGAAAUCAAACCAUUAUGGCAUGGAAAAGGUGAAAAAUAGAAUACUGCAAUUCAUUGCUGUAAAGAUAUUGAACCCAGAUCGACGAGGACCUAUACUUUGUUUUAUUGGGCCACCUGGUGUUGGCAAGACAUCUAUCGCUAAAGCUAUUGCCAGUUCGUUAAAUCGAACUUUUAAAAGAAUAUCAUUAGGUGGUAUAAACCACUAUUCAGAUAUUAAAGGACACAGAAGGACAUAUGUCGGAGCUAUGCCUGGUUGUAUAAUUCAAGCAUAUAAAGGUACAAGCGGUGAUCCUGCUGCCGCAUUAUUAGAAGUUAUAGAUCCUGAACAAAAUAGCUCAUUUGUUGAUUCAUAUGUUAACUUGCCCUUUGAUGUCAGUCAAGUGAUGUUCAUUUCAACAGCCAAUAAUGCUGCUAAUAUACCACAGACAUUGCGUGAUCGAAUGGAAAUAAUUUAUUUGGAAGGAUACACACAAGUAUAUCAUGUUAACAAAGAGAAAUAG